Colius striatus (speckled mousebird) is the source of this 1231-nucleotide messenger RNA. It is a transcript of the gene ASCL2, whose product is annotated as achaete-scute family bHLH transcription factor 2. The transcript has 2 exons. NCBI's taxonomy places the organism in Eukaryota, Metazoa, Chordata, Aves, Coliiformes, Coliidae. The coding region runs from base 1 to 510 and encodes 169 amino acids. The record is from RefSeq and is a predicted model, not a curated record. Gene Ontology annotation, biological process: developmental process; regulation of transcription by RNA polymerase II. Gene Ontology annotation, molecular function: RNA polymerase II transcription regulatory region sequence-specific DNA binding; protein dimerization activity; DNA-binding transcription factor activity, RNA polymerase II-specific.
AUGAACGGCGGGGCCCUGCCGCCGCUGCCCCCCGCCCGCCGCCGCCCCGCCUCCCCCGAGCUGCUGCGCUGCAAACGCCGCUUGGCCUUGGCCGCCCUCCCUGGGACCGGCGCGGCGGCGGCGGCGGCCGUGGCGCGGCGUAACGAGCGCGAACGCAACCGCGUCCGCCUGGUCAACCUGGGCUUCGCCGCGCUCCGCCAGCACGUUCCGCACGGCGCCGCCAGCAAGAAGAUGAGCAAGGUGGAGACCCUCCGCUCCGCGGUCGAGUACAUCCGCGCCUUGCAGCGGCUCCUCGACGAGCACGACGCCGCCGCCUUCCCCGACGGCCACGGGCGAGCGGCCGUCGGGGAAGGCGGCGGCGGCGGCGGCGGCUACUCCUCCGCGUCGCCCUCCUUCGCGUCCUCCGUGCCCGGCUCGCCUUGCUCUUCCGAGGAGAGCGGCUACGACGCGGCGCUUAGCCCGGAGGAGCGGGAGCUGCUGGACUUCACCGGCUGGCUGGGAAGCUACUGACCCGGCGGGAGCCCCGCUCAUCCCGCUGUACCUCCGCGUCCUCCACAGCGGCCAGCACCACCAACCCCCUCCCGCCCCUGCGCCCCAAAAAACCGCUCUGCUCGCCGGGUUCAACCGUCGUCUUCGAGCUGUGGAAAGUGCAAUCGUGUAAAUGACCGACGGCGCUCCGGUACCCGCGCCCGCGCACUGCCAUCGUCGGGAGCCGCCAACGAAGAGGAGACCAGAGCAACCCCACGUCCCCCCACGGCUGCUUUGAAAGGGGGGGAGGUUAAAGAAAAACGAAAAGGAAUUAUAAACACCGGAUACUUCCCUUUUUCUGGAGGGGGAGGGAAUUUUUUAUCAUGUUGGAUUCUAUUUUAUAUGUAACUUGAACUGCCUGUGGGAACACUGGUGUAUGAAGACAUAUUUUUGUACAAGAAACCCUGGAAAAAAAGGGUGAGGAGAUAGUUCUAUUUUUAGCAAGUCCUAUUCCCUUGUUCUUGAACACUGCCAGCUAGAAUGUUUUGAACGUACACAGUUUAGGUAAAAAGGUGGGCUUUUUUCUCUCUCCAAACACUUUAGUAAAAGACUGUAAAGUUCUGCUGUGUCUUAAUGUGGUGUCCGCAUUUGCCUGGUGUGAAGGGCCACUUCUCUGAAAACUGAAGUUUGGUUUUGUGGUUGUUUUUUUAAUAUAUUGAAGGCGUUUUUGUAUGCACUUGCUAGGAUUUCUUAAGUUGUACAU